UCACCGAUCACCAUACAAAGAUAGUCGAGACGAAGGAAACGGGAGAUCACCAUGGCGGGGAGCUUAGAUGAUGAUGAAGACUCUGUUCUAGAUGAAUCGGAACAGACCAAUCGUCCGACCGACACUGCUUUUUCUCAGCAGCGAAUUCAAGCCUGGCAUCCAAUUUUAGAUCCGGUGUGGGUGAUUAUUGCACUGUUCUACUUGGGAGUCAUUAUGGUACCAACCGGAUUUAAAAUCGAUUCACUGCAGAAAAAUGUAGUGGAACUCAAAACGAAAUACGACGGAAUUCUUCCCAAAGAUCAAGUCUGCGGCAUUGGUGGCGAGUUUAACGCCAAUCGCACAUGUUUCCUUAACUUUACAGCUCCUCGGUAUAUGCGGGCUCCAAUUCUCAUUCACUAUGAGCUCACCAACUUCCACCAAAAUCACCGAUCCUACUACGACUCACGAGAUGAUUUCCAACUACACGGAAGAGUUGGCAAUCAAGACUCGGUGUCACGCAAAGCCUGUCAGCCACUAAACAAGCUGGGGAACAAGACGCUGAAUCCGUGCGGCUUAGCGGCAAAUACCAUGUUCAACGAUUUUUUUACGCUCGAGUCGGGAAGGGAUAUCAAUCGUAUUGACCUGGAAAUGUUGGAAACCGGUAUUGCUUGGAAGUCUGACAUUGAGUAUAUGUACCGUCAGCCGGAAGGAUUCGAGUACGCCGAAUGCGAACCGAACGCUUGUGAUAGCACUUGCUGCGAGCGCACAACCGAGAAUGGAGAACGAUUUAGUUGCGGCGCACCGUACUUCGACCGCAAAACAGACAAAUGCUUCGCGUAUCACUAUCCUCUUCAAGAUGAAACGCAAUAUUUGUACGAAACGUAUCCCGAUGUUAUUUCUCCAAUUGAAGGAGUGACCAAUGAGCAUUUUGUUGUGUGGAUGCGGAUAGCGACCCAGCCGACUUUUCGGAAACUGUACGGAUGGAUUGACCAAGACAUUCCGGCCGGCGAGACGCUUAGGUUUAGAGUCAAUGCCAACUACGUUGUGACACGGUUUCAGGGAAGCAAGUCGCUAUUGAUUUCCACAAAUAAUAUUUUUGGUGGUCGCAAUCCAUACUUUGGCUCGUUUUUCUUCUGGGUGGGGAUCUUUUGUCUCGCGGCGGGAACAUUUUUUGCAUUUAAACAUGCGUUCCGUCCUCGCAGACUUGGCGAUGGCAACUAUCUGCACUACAAGGACGACUAAAAUAUUUUAUUUCUCCUUACCGUUGUAAUAUGGUACAUACAUCUAGGCAAUGCAUGCAAUUUCUAGUAGUCGACAUUGAUACAGAG
Phaeodactylum tricornutum CCAP 1055/1 is the source of this 1307-nucleotide messenger RNA. RefSeq lists its product with no specific name. The transcript has 2 exons. The record is from RefSeq and is a predicted model, not a curated record. NCBI's taxonomy places the organism in Eukaryota, Bacillariophyta, Bacillariophyceae, Surirellales, Neidiaceae. Bases 52 to 1221 code for a protein of 389 amino acids. Gene Ontology annotation, cellular component: plasma membrane; Golgi apparatus; endoplasmic reticulum.